Salvelinus sp. IW2-2015 is the source of this 1774-nucleotide messenger RNA. NCBI's taxonomy places the organism in Eukaryota, Metazoa, Chordata, Actinopteri, Salmoniformes, Salmonidae. The record is from RefSeq and is a predicted model, not a curated record.
AUGACAUCGUGGACGUAUUCUUUAUUCUGCGAUACAAUACAAACAUCUUAAAAUAGAAACCUACUAAAACAAACAUACACCAUCUAUCAGCCCGUCCGACGCCAUUUAAACAGGCCGGACCGUAAAGGUCUUUGAACAUGCGCAGUAGCCUAGUUACUGUGUACAUACCCCGGCCCUCUAGUACAGCGGCUGAGCUGUCAGUUGCGCGCCGGUGUGGAGAAUUACCGUGAACCCGCUUUCCCACGGGUGAUCGCUAAUGUUUUUUUGGAGCAGAGGGGCUCUGUUGCACACGCGCACAAUAUAAAUAGAAAACCACGGAGAAUGUGACGACAGCAGGAGUGGACUACCGAGGCAGAGGCAGACUACCGAGGCAGACUGAGCCGUGAAUGCAAAUGGGAGUAGUGAUAGGAAUUGGCAGCAGAAGGGCUAGAAAUGAACUAUUUUUUGCUGCGCCUAGUUUGGGAUUUACUUUUGUUUUGGGGCUUUCAGACCGUGUACAGUUGUAACUUUUGACUUUUUCAAAAAUAUAUUUUUUAGGGGUUGGUUUAGGAGGCCUUUAGUGUAAGUGACUGAUAAGCUGUGUGUGUUAUCGUGUGAUAUUACUUACGAUUGACAAGCUACACCGGAGAUCAGGACAACCCCAACGCACUCGAUCUAGCCGACACACGGUCGAUAGAAAGACCCUAACUUCCUGCCAAGCUUGUCUGGUGCAAACGGAUACUCUCUCCCCUCUCUUCGUUUUUAGGGCUGAUAAACUAGCCGCAGGAAGGUCUUGGGUGACACAUGUGAUUGUAAUGACCCUCCUACCCUUCUUACAGAAAUGAUACAAUGAUAUGUGAGCGGAUUGUAGGUGUGUGUGAGCUGCAGUGUUGUUACGUUGUAGCAGAGGAAGGCUUCUCUGAGGUUCGGUGCACGGCUACUUCCUGGUACAACAGAGAGAGGCAGUGCUGAGUUAAAAACACCAAAUAGACACAUACUGAGAAGAGGAAAGGAACGAGAGAAACACUUGGCCUGUUUCCAUGAAUCUAAACCUUCGUUAUCUUGUGUAUAUCUCUGUUAUUUCAACGAUUCGAGGGAUUUUGAAGGGGCGAAUCAAGAAUUUGUUUGGAUGCCGAGGGAAGGUCCUGUUGGUUGGGGCUAAAAAGGAAUCGUAGCGGGGAGGAAGAACAUAGCCCUCCCAACGGCGGAGAAACGUCGCACAGGUUUUCUUUCACACCAUUGUUUAAAAAAAACAACAUUUAUUAUUAUAACGUCUUAGUGUAUUUAAUAUUUUCGAUAGACGAGGUAAGUUAACGGAAGAUAUGGGUUGUUUGGGCAACAGCAAGACUGAAGAUCAACGCAUCGACGAAAAGGCACAACGAGAGGCGAAUAAAAAAAUUGAAAAACUGUUGCAAAAAGAAAGACAAGCAUAUAAAGCGACGCACCGGCUGUUAUUAUUGGGUGCUGGAGAGUCCGGGAAAAGUACUAUUGUGAAACAGAUGAGGAUUCUACACGUCAAUGGUUUUAAUGCAGAGAGUUCUUUGAUCAUGCCAAGAAGCUGUGGGAUGACGAGGGAGUGAAGGCGUGCUUCGAAAGAUCCAACGAGUACCAGCUCAUCGACUGUGCACAAUAGUAAGUUCUGUCUCCAUCACAAAGCAUUGUUGGUUUGGUUGGUUGUGGGAGCUCCUAAAGAUAUGCCUAGCUAUCGGUUGGUUGUGGGAGCUCCUAAAGAUAUGCCUAGCUAUCAGUUGGUUGUGGGAGCUCCUAAAGAUAUGCCUAGCUAUCAGUUGGUUGU